Prosopis cineraria is the source of this 2813-nucleotide messenger RNA. Its product is annotated as probable galactinol--sucrose galactosyltransferase 5. Gene Ontology annotation, molecular function: galactinol-sucrose galactosyltransferase activity. Lineage: Eukaryota; Viridiplantae; Streptophyta; Magnoliopsida; Fabales; Fabaceae. The record is from RefSeq and is a predicted model, not a curated record.
UUUUGAUUCUUUUCAGCACCCAUCACUCUUAUAUCGAUCUUCUCUAAAUCCCUGAUUUGUAUAUAUCAUUCAUCUUCUCCGAUUCUCCCCUUAAAUAUCCCAGUAAUUAUUCACUUCUCAGUCCCCGCUCAAUCACUCUUGUUUUCUUUUUCUGUAUAUAUUAAUAAACACCCCUCCUAGAAAUCCCACCCUGUCUUCCUCGUUCUUCCUCAGAGUCCUCUGUUUUCUGUCAUCGAUACAGGACAAUAAUGGCUCCUCCCAGUUUGGGCAAAUCCUCCUUCAAUUUCACCAAGCACGUUAAUGGCUUCAACCCUUCGCCUUUCCAAGUAGUGGGGUCAAACCUGCUGGUCAACGACCACGUUGUCCUCUCCAAUGUGCCUGAAAACAUCACCGCCACUCCUUGUUCCUACACGUCCACCACCAAAUCCUUCUCCACCUCCGGCUGCUUCGUCGGCUUCGACGCUGCUGACGCAAGCAGCCGCCACGUCGUCCCCAUCGGAAAACUCAAGAACAUAAGGUUCAUGAGUAUUUUCAGGUUCAAAGUUUGGUGGACCACCCACUGGGUCGGCUCCAACGGUCGAGACCUAGAAACCGAGACCCAGAUGAUCCUGCUAGACAAGUCGGACUGUGGUCGGCCAUACGUCCUCAUACUCCCGAUCCUGGAGGGUCCGUUCCGGGCUUCCAUCCAACCGGGUCAAGACGACAACAUCGACGUCUGCGUCGAGAGCGGGUCCUCUCAGGUAUCGGGUGCCUCGUACCGCAGCGUCGUUUACCUGCAUGCCGGCGAAGACCCGUUCAAUUUAGUGAAGGAGGCGAUGAAGGUCGUGAGAGCCCAUCUCGGCACGUUCAAUCUCUUGGAGGAAAAAACCCCUCCUGGUAUCGUCGACAAGUUUGGCUGGUGCACGUGGGACGCAUUCUACCUUACGGUGCACCCUCAGGGCAUAUGGGAAGGCGUAAAGGGUCUAGUCGACGGCGGGUGUCCACCGGGGCUCGUCCUCAUCGACGACGGGUGGCAAUCCAUCUGUCACGACCGCGACCCAAUAACCAAAGAAGGCAUGAACCAUACCGUCGCCGGCGACCAAAUGCCGUGCAGGCUUAUUAAGUACGAAGAGAAUUAUAAGUUCAGAGACUAUGUGAGGCCAACCUCGGGUCGUUCCGAGGAGAAAGGUUUGGCCGCAUUCGUGAAAGAUCUGAAAGAUGAGUUUAAGACCGUUGACUACGUGUACGUGUGGCACGCUCUUUGUGGGUAUUGGGGUGGGCUGAGGCCCAACGUGCCGGGGCUGCCGGAGUGUGCGGUGGAGAAGCCCAAGUUGUCGCCGGGACUGGAGACGACAAUGGAGGAUCUGGCCGUCGACAAGAUCGUGAACAAUGGAGUGGGCCUGGUCCCCCCGCACCUGGUCGAUCAAAUGUACGAUGGGCUCCACUCACACUUGGAGGCCUCAGGGAUUGAUGGGGUCAAGGUCGAUGUCAUCCAUUUGUUGGAGAUGGUGUGUGAGAAAUACGGGGGGCGCGUUGAUUUGGCGAAAGCAUACUACAAGGCUCUCACAGCUUCAGUAAGAAAACAUUUCGGAGGCAACGGUGUGAUUGCUAGCAUGGAGCACUGUAACGAUUUUAUGUUACUUGGAACUGAAGCCAUAUCUCUUGGUCGUGUCGGGGAUGAUUUCUGGUGCACCGAUCCUUACGGUGAUCCGAACGGUACUUUUUGGCUGCAAGGAUGCCAUAUGGUGCACUGUGCUUACAACAGCUUGUGGAUGGGCAACUUCAUCCACCCGGAUUGGGACAUGUUUCAGUCGACGCAUCCCUGCGCCGCCUUCCACGCGGCGUCUCGAGCCAUCUCCGGUGGACCCAUCUACGUCAGCGACUCCGUCGGCAAGCACAACUUCGAUCUCCUCAAGACCCUCGUCCUCCCUGACGGCUCCAUCCUCAGGUGCCACCACUACGCUCUUCCCACUCGAGACUGUCUCUUCUCAGACCCUCUUCAUGAUGGCAAAACGAUGCUCAAGAUUUGGAAUCUCAACAAGUUCACUGGAGUUAUUGGGGUUUUUAACUGCCAAGGAGGAGGGUGGUUUCCUGAAACCAGAACCAACAAGUGUGCUGCUGAAUUUUCGCAUUCAGUGUCAACUAAGACGAAGCCUCUAGAUAUAGAGUGGAAGACUGGCGACGACCUCGGUGUUUCCAUUGAAGGAGAUCAAGUCUUUGCAGUGUAUUUCUACCAGACCAAGAAGGUUGUCCUGUCAAAGCCAUCUGAUACGGUGGAGAUUUCCCUAGAGCCCUUCAACUUCGAGCUCAUUACUGUUUCUCCUGUGACUGUCUUGUCUGCGAAGUCCGUGCAUUUUGCUCCGAUUGGUUUGGUGAACAUGCUUAACACUGGAGGGGCUAUCCAGUCCCUGGGUUUUAAUGAGGAUCAUCAGAGUGUCGCUGAAGUGGGAGUAAAAGGUGGUGGAGAGAUGAGAGUGUUUGCAUCAGAGAGACCACAAGCUUGCAGGAUUGAUGGGAAAGAAGUUGGAUUUGAAUAUGAAGAGGGCAUGGUUGUAAUUCAAUUACCAUGGCCUGGUUCUUCAAGAUCGUCCAUGGUUCAGUACAUAUUCUGAACAUAUGGGAUGUGAAAGUGAAGAAACACUGACUAUUAUUAUGAUUAUUUUAUUGUUUUCGUGGAUGAUUUUGAUAAGGGGGCUUUUUUAAUCCCUUGUCUAAGUGUUUGAUGACACUCUAGUUUUUACCUUUGAUGCAGAGGAGUGAACAAGUGAUUCGAGUAUUGUCUGUAAUCGGAGUGACUUUCGUGCUUGAUUUAAUAUAAUUUUGUCUUGUUUAAA